CAAGUCUGUUUUGGCAACUGUGUCAUUCAUCUAUGGCCUCUCUCAUUUACGGUUACACUGAAAACGAACCCUGAUUGAUGAAAUUUAAAGUUUAAGUCAUUAUCAUUUAUCGACCGCUGUCAGCCACGAUGGAUCAAGGGCCUGUAGGGGCCGUUGAGGAGUGCUUCUCCGUUGGAGCUGAGGAGAUGGUGGCACAUAGUGAAGAAGUUGUUACCUCCAAUGAAAUUAUUACAAAUCCACCACCAGUCCCCACCACCAUCCAGCAACUGCCACCAGCACAGGCUCAGCCUUCUACAGUUUACAACAUUCCAACAGUUAUAGCUUCUCCUGGUCCGAUCAUGCAAGUUGUCACUUUACAAACAGUCCAGCAACCCUCUGCGGCUCAAGUUGGUUUAACUAAUGCCUUGAGAAACAUUCGUUUAAUUGCAAUUCAGCCAAAGCUUCCACUUAAUGGAACCAACGGUCGAGCUCAACCAAUCUCUCUUCAGCCCAGUCCUAAACCACAAGUUAAAAUUCAACCUCAGUUAAGUGACCCUAACAAGAAGGUGACUGUCAAUAGCUUCUACAGCAAGAAACCAUCUCAACCUGUCAUCCUGGCUCCCAAGCAGCCACAGCAUGUUGUUAAGCCAAGUCCCAGCUUCUACAAAGAGCAACAAAGAGAACGAGAAAUGAAGGAAUUUGCUCACCUGAGUGAGGAAUUGCAGAGAGGUUUGAGAAUCUUCUUGGACCUCACCAUUUCCUUGCACCACAACACUACUUGGCCAUUCAUGGAGCAAGUGGAUCCUGUCAAGGAUGGCGCUCCUGACUACCACCAAGUCAUCAAAAAGCCUAUGUGGCUUAAAUUGAUAAAGGAAAAAUUUCGAAAGAACCAGUACAGUUCUAUAAGCGAUUUUGUGAGUGACAUGAGAUUAAUAUUGGAAAAUUGUUAUCGCUACAAUGGACCAAACCAUCCCAUCACGAAAAAGGCUUUGCGACUCGAGCAAAGUCUUGAACAGAAGUUGGCUCUAUUGCCCAGUGAUUUACGCUCUAAAUGUGCCCUUGCAGAAGCUGAUUCUGAGCGGAAAGCUCGUCCCGGAUCAUCCGACGCCUAUUUCUCGGUGCUGUUACACCGAGUGAGACACGAACGAGAGCAACGUGAACAAUUGUUAAAGGAAAAAAGAGCAGAAGAACAACGAUUGAAACGAGAAGAGAAGGAACGUCAACGCUGUCUUUGGGCAGAACGAAUGAUGAACCCAGAGGUGAAAGCCCAAAUGAAAACUAUGUGGGAAAUACCACAAAUAGGACAUUUUCUGCAUCUCGCUCGUGGAGCUCUGCACAUUGGCGAAAUUGCUCAGUACGAAUUGGAACACAUGUUCCUCAUGCCCGAGGCCUCAGCUUUAUUGGCUACCCUCAUGACAUCGUUACUCAGUUCUCCCAAUCAACGGGUUAAAUUAGCUGAAUCACCUCCGACGCCUUACGGUGUCUGGUCCGCGAAGGUCAACAGCCGAGUCGCUGAAUGGUACCGGAACUACAACCGGGAAGGACGACAAUUUGUGAAAUUACACGAACUACUCGGUUUGGAGCCCAUGUUCUGGCGGGUUUGUGGCGAUACAAAUCCACUAGAAGGAGGUAAGCUCUACCACCAGUUGAGCUUUUUGAAAAGGGUCUGGAUCUUCAAAGGUAUCUGCGAUACGGUGGCCCAUUCGCACAAAACCGUGCAGGAAGCCAUGGUGGAAGAGGAAGGGCCAGAAUCACGGCAAGUGACUCUUGGUCAAGACGCGAAUGGAUUUACUUAUCUGCACUUUCCGGCUGUAAGUGGGUCAGAUAUUCGCGUCUAUCGGCAAAAAGCUUAUGAUGUUGAAGACGAUCCGAUUUGGGGACCCAUUGUGGCCGAACGGCGUGAAGCAGAAGAGGAGCGAAUCCGUGAAGAAGAGCUUAAAGCGGCCGAACUUAAGAAACGUAAACGAGUAUCAGCAGCCUCUAAACGGAACUCAAAUACUCCAGCGAAAAAGUCCACCCCAGCUAAAAAGAAGCCAGCUGCAGCACGAACGCCUGUUGUCAACACGACUCCUGCUCCUCAGCGAAAGAGAGGUUCUACAGCAGAUGAACGGCCUUCUCGAAUCGGUACACGUGUAUCUCCGCGAACUCUACAACGUCAAACGGGCCUUACUCUUUAUAAAGACACAUCCAGCGAGUCCGAGGACGAUGAGGAUAGUAAUGAAGCUAGCGAAAUUUCCGAAGAACCAGCCGAUGACAAGGAAAUGGAAGUAGAAGAAGAGAUUAGUGAACCACCAGUUGGUGUUGCUAAAGUGGCCCAAAGAAAGAAACGCGGCCGUAGAACAAGAGGCCGCAAGAAGCCAGUUAAAAAGAAACUGCAAAAAAUUGUUGAGGAGCCAGAAGAAGUUGUUGACAAAGAUUCCGUUGUCGAAGAAGAAUCCAAGACGAAGAUGGAAACAGAAGAUGAAUCCAAGGAGAAAAUAGAAAAGGAAGAUGAAUCUUUAGUUAAAGAGGAAAAUGAAGAAGUCGUUUUCAAACAGGAAGAGUCACCAAAAUUGGAAAAAGAUGUCGAAAGAGUCGAAGAAUUGGGAGAAUCCAAAGACAAUGACGACAAAAAAGAUGAUGAAACAAAACGGUCUUCACCUCUUCCAGAUGGUCAACCUAGCAAGAUGGAAAUAGAAGAAAAAGAGACGAAGGAAUUGGCCAUCAAAGAGGAAUCAAAAGAGGAAGAGACGACAAAAUCGGAAAUCAACGAGGAGCCAGAAGAGGAGAAGACGGCUUUGGCUAAGGUGGAAGAAGGGGGAACUUUGGGAACAACUCAGCGAUUCACCGUGUCACAGCUGCUACAAAAAUUAGCACCGACGGGUGAACCAGAAGAAUCUCUACCAGCCUCUGAGAUCCCCUCAACCGUUGAGCCGGAAUCUAAAUCUAUCUGCGUUCCCGAUCCUGAUCGAGCGUCCUACGACCCUUACUUCUUUGAACUCAUCAUUUCCAGCGUGGAAGAAUUGCAAGAAUGGAUCAAUCGUUUUACUGAUCCCAAUGAAGAGGAUAAACCUCGUCCACGUUGUGAAAUCAAACUCCGUGAACAUCUCCAGUCUUUGCUUGAGGAGGCCCAGCCACUGGCGUCUGAUCAACAACAAGCCAAUCAAAAAAUUAGCCAACAAUUAUGGAAGGAAUGGGAGCGUUUUCGAUGCUCGUCAUCGAACCCCCGUCAAUCUGCUGAUGUAGCUGAACAAAGCUAUCAUAAUGAGGACUCUGGCGCUUCAGAGUCGGAUGGAACUGAACCGGAAGAUGGCUCUGCUGGGUCAGACGACGGUGUCCGGCAUUCACGUCGACUUAGAGUUAAACGUAAUCUCCACACUGUUAAUGGCUCGCAUCAGAGUACGAGAAGUUCCAGUCCCAUGGACGAAGAACCAGCUACCAAACAAAACCGCAAGAGCUCAUACAAUUUUGAUCCAUCGUGGGACUCUGAUCCGAAUUCAACUCCAGAAACGCCUGUCGGUCGCAAACGUUCUAAUUAUGUCCCGGAAAUGAAAAAUCCUGGAUUUUGGAUUGGAAGAAGAGUAACUAGGGCAACUGCUGAAUUUGUUGGUGUUCCGGAAGAAAGCGCAAGUCCGCCUCAGCAGCCACAGAAUAGCCAACCGGUAACGACAUCGACGAUUGAAAAAUCUCCUCCGCCGGGUGUUCAGUCUGGACAGCUUGCCGAUCAACUCCGCCAACUUCGUCGACAGCAGGCAUUACUCAGUAGCAACGAUCCCCGCCCAGGUGGAUCAUCUGUUAGUUCGCCUAAUGGCUCGCCAGCCAUUUAUUUCCCAUCUAAAGAUGGCCAACUGAUUCGGAUCACGAACCCAAAAGCAGCUGGAUUUCUCACUCAGCUCAAAGUGAACCGGCCUUUACAGUCAGCCCCUAGCCCAAUUGCAGCUCAACCAAGAAGGAUUCUCAUUCAGCAAAGACCGCCGCAACACCUUCAGAAACCAGACGGUAGUCCAGUGGCACCUGUCUCUAUCGAUAUCACACAGUUAGUUACCCAGGCAGUCCAGAGUGGGCUAAUCGUGACUCACGAACCUCGCAGUUUAUCGUUCGAUAUGGGUCAUCAUGGGCAUUUUAUGGUCACUGCUCAAAUGACUCCGGCAGGACCAAAAGUCAUCAGUGCCUCACCAUUGCCCCGAAAAGUGAAAAUCGCGACGAACGUUCCUGCUCCCGAAUCCAUUCCUCCUGUCCUCAAUUCUCCUGACCCCGCCUCUGAAGUGCCCGCUGUUCCUGAAUCGACUUCUGCUAGUUCCGCAGUUUCGGAAUCAGUUCCAGCGGUUCCCACUGAAUUAAAUCCCCCAACUUCUGUUGCUCACGAAUUGAAUCCUCCUGUCGUUCCUGCUUCUACAGGUCCAACCACCAUUGCAACAGAUAUCCCUAUCGAAUCAACUCCUCCUGCCGUCACACCCUCUCUUGUCACCCCUGCCAUAACUCCCAAGGCAAACGGAUCGCCAGCCGUUUCGAAACAAAUUCUUAUCACUGAUCCUAGACAAAGCAACAUCAUCAGUGCCGAUAUUUUACGUUCAGUUGCUGGACCAGAAGCUGUUGGGGCAAGACUGACCAUCGUGAAAGAAGGAAACGCUAAGAUGCUCACGUUAAUAUUGUCCAAUGGUGAGAUUCGACGACUUACCAAUUCCCAAGUCCAGCAGAUCCAGGCCGCUGUACGCAACAAAACGAAACCUUCAACCGAUGAAGCUGCAACUUCUUGAGUUGGUCAAUCGUUUGUUUUCUCCUGAUUUCUUUGCUAUUUAUUCAUUUCACCUGCGAUCAAAUAAACUUUCUUAUUAUGAGUGAUGACCCAAAGCAUGUCGAACCGUAUAACUUGAUCGCCCGCGAAUACAAAAUAUUUUUUUUUUCGUAUUUGAUACAAGCUGUGAAGCAUGUGUGAAGUGUUGAACAUUGAAACUUUGAAAGAAAAUCAAGCGGCCUCAUACGUGAUGGAUUCAAUUAUACUAUGUCUCUAAAUUCACAAGGUUCUGUAUUUUUCGUAUCUUAAAAAUAUACUAGGGUAAAUUCACAAAUGUAUACAUACAUUUAUCUCAAACAAGCUAAACACGUAUUUAAACUGUUAAGCUAAAAUACGUUCAAGACCUAAUACAUGGUGACUCAUA
Daphnia pulex (common water flea) is the source of this 5117-nucleotide messenger RNA. RefSeq lists its product as uncharacterized. Bases 129 to 4715 code for a protein of 1528 amino acids. The transcript has 5 exons. Gene Ontology annotation, molecular function: protein binding. Lineage: Eukaryota; Metazoa; Arthropoda; Branchiopoda; Diplostraca; Daphniidae. The record is from RefSeq and is a predicted model, not a curated record.